UUGAAAAGGGAAAAUAAAAUAAAGCUAGAGAAGAUGUGCUCCAUUGAGAAGGAAAUACAGCAUUUAGAAUCUCAAAUUCAGAAUAAGAUUCAUGCCUAUGAGCGCAUUAUAUCUGAUGAAGACAAGCUGAAUAGAGAUCUGAAUGAUGUUAUGAGGGAUAUAUUAUUGAAUAAAGCACGGAAGAAUGAUGCAGCAAGAAGAUCUAUGAUUAGGAGCACUAUCGAGAGUCUAAAAACAAUAUUUUCAGGUGUUCAUGGAAGAGUAAUAGAUUUAAUACAGCCUAUUCAGAAGAAAUAUGAGCUGUCCGUUGGUGUUUUGCUAUCAAGACAUGACCAGUCUGUUAUUGUUGAUAAUGAAAAGACAGCUUUAGACUGCUUGAGAUAUAUUAAAGAAACAAGGGCCUGCAAACUCACAUUUCUUCCUCUUAAUAGAGUUAAGGGUAUUAUCAGUGAUGACAAGGAGAAUAGUGAAAAUAUAAAGAGCUUUGGUUCUCCUGAAUUUAAGGAUUAUCUUGCAAGAAACUGCAUUAGAUAUGCUCCUGAAUAUGAGAAUAUCAUAGGUUUUAUAUUUAAGAAUUCCCUGAUUGUUGAUAGUAUUGAUCUGGCCAAGCAUACUCUUUAUACUCAAAAGUAUCCAGGCAACAUUUGCACGCUGGAUGGCGUACUGUUUUCUCCUGCUGGUCUAAUUACAGGUGGAAAAGCAACAGUAAAUAAGUUUGAGGAUGACAUUAUUGACCAAUUACUAGUCAAGAGGAAAUCAAUACUUGACGAUAUCAAAAUAAACAAAGACAGAAAAGAGGCAUUUUCUGAUGUUUCAACGGUAAAAAUGAAGAUUGAUGAACUGAAACAGAAGAAAGAUGGCAUUAAAGUAGAAAAUAUUGAAAUAUCAAUGCUGAGCGAGCUUGAUGCCGAGCCUUAUCAAAGAGAGCUAUUAUUUUUGGAAGAAUCCUUGUCAGAUUUUGAAAGCAAUCAGAGAUUAAUAAAGGAAGCAAAGAAGCAAAUAGAGAAGACAGUCUUUGGUAAUCUGCUCAGAACAAUAGGAUUGAAUAGCCUUUCAGAAUAUAAGGAAAGAAUAAGGCAAGAUUAUCGCAGACAGGAGCUUUUAAUAAGAAUAGAAACAUUGAAGGAUAAAAUCAAUUUGGUUAAUGAAGAAUUAACUACAAAUGCUGCUGUAUCAUGGAAUGAUGCAGAUAAGAAGGACCUAAAUGUCCUUGAAAAUCAACUUAAUCAACUGUAUACCAAUCUUGAGAAUGUAAAAGAAAGAUUAAAGACACAGAACCAGCUGUUAAGGACAUUUUCUGAGAAGAGAAACCAACUGAAUAACAGUAUUUUGAGUCACCAACUGCAUCUUGCAAGAGUAGAGGAGGAUCUUAAAGAUUUGAUCAAGUAUGCAGAAUUGGAGUCUAAUCUAAAGAUUGAAAGUGAUUCAAUUGAUCCUGCUGUUGAGGAAAAUGUUACACAGUUAAAGAGUAAACUGGAGGAAAUAAACCAGCUAAUUUCCCAAAAUACCCCGUCUUUUUCUUCCUCAGACUCCUCGCUUCAAACUAAAUUUUCAAGGUUGAACAGAGAAUAUGAAAUAGCAAAAGAAGAGCUGUUAGAAGCUAAAAGGCAGUUCCAGGAAAUUAAAAGACGAAGAAUGGAUGCGUUUAGCAGAUGCUUCGCUGUUAUUUCGCAGGAGAUAUCUGAAAUCUACAGGGAACUGACCAGGGUUGAGACAGGAGAGUCUGAAGCCAAUUCCUAUCUUGUAUAUGAGGGAGAUCCUUUUGCAAACAAUGUAAAAUACUACUUGAUGCCACCCUCAAAGAGAUUUGUUCCAUUCCACGAGUUGAGUGGAGGUGAAAAGUCCAUAGCUCUUCUCUCUUUUAUUUUUGCUUUGAGUAAGUAUCGAAGACCCCCAUUUUACAUAUUUGACGAGGUUGAUUCGGCACUAGACAAGGUCAAUGUUGAAAGCCUUUCUAGGUACAUCUUCAGUUCGUCUGACCAGUUCCUUGUUGUCAGCCUGAAGCCACAGUUCUUCUCAAGGAGCGAGUCGUUGUUUGGCGUGUACAGGUGUCCAGCAGAUCUUACCAGCAAGAUUUUAAGUCUAAAACUCAAAAAUUAA
Messenger RNA from Vittaforma corneae ATCC 50505, 2100 nucleotides. RefSeq lists its product as uncharacterized. Gene Ontology annotation, molecular function: protein binding; DNA binding; ATP binding. Gene Ontology annotation, biological process: sister chromatid cohesion. Gene Ontology annotation, cellular component: nucleus; cohesin complex; chromosome. NCBI's taxonomy places the organism in Eukaryota, Fungi, Microsporidia, Nosematidae. The transcript has a single exon. The record is from RefSeq and is a predicted model, not a curated record.